This is a messenger RNA of Anopheles merus, 922 nucleotides long. RefSeq lists its product as uncharacterized. The record is from RefSeq and is a predicted model, not a curated record. Lineage: Eukaryota; Metazoa; Arthropoda; Insecta; Diptera; Culicidae. The transcript is spliced from 5 exons. The coding region runs from base 125 to 838 and encodes 237 amino acids.
UCCCAAUCACACGGUGUUGUUCCAAACAGAUCCCAUUCGUCCAUGGUAACGAGUCGCUGCAAACGCCACCAACAACGACCGAAGGUUUAGGUUACUCUGCCUUUUACGACUACGGAACGGUAAGAUGGAGUUAAAAUGUAAAGUGUUUCUACGAUACUGUACCUGUCUCGCCGUGAUAGGAGCGCUUCUCGUUUGGCCAGCUCCCGUGCACAGUGCCGUAGUUGUGAUUGGUGCCCGUCCGUACCUGGAACGAGUUGCAAAACGCGUGGUGGAAAUCUUGGAAGGGAGAUACAUUUCUGGAAACUCGCUGCCAAUUGCGGACUACGUAGCUCCUAUACAACUAACCGACAAAGGCCUUUCCAUUACUGGCAAUGUAUCGUUUCAUUCGGCCUUUCUCGCCAAGAUCGAUUCGAUCGAGUUCGACGCACAGAAGUUUUCGGAAAUCUUUCUCAACACGGAGGUAACCGUGCAAGGAGCACUGAAGUGGCACGGCAUUGGCGUAGUGCUGGACUUUGCCGCCAAUCUGGAGGAGUACAACGGGACGGGCACACUGUACGUCACGUACAAUCAGUUCGAUUUCCCGCUAAAGGUGACGAAACCGUUCAAUUCCACCGAACCGUCCGGCUCGCUCCAGUUCAUGUCGAUAGACAAUUCGAACAAGAUCGUCACGGUGGGCUAUCCAAACAACAAGUACGUGCAGCUAAUUUCACGUGCGAUAAUGACAAACUUCGAUUUUCGCGAUUACAUGAUAGCUUCGUUCCGGAAUUGGAACUUUCAAAACUUGCUGAAAGCGGUCAUCGACGAAGUACCGUUCCCAGAAGUUUGCUACAACUGCUGAUUGUCGCUCGGAGAAGGUUUAAAUUUAUCUGCUGCGUACCGUUAGAAAGACGUUGAAUAAAGUCUUUCGAUGAUGGUUUGGCGA